Trichomonas vaginalis G3 is the source of this 1581-nucleotide messenger RNA. RefSeq names its product chaperonin family. Gene Ontology annotation, biological process: protein folding. Gene Ontology annotation, cellular component: chaperonin-containing T-complex. The transcript has a single exon. Gene Ontology annotation, molecular function: ATP-dependent protein folding chaperone; ATP binding. NCBI's taxonomy places the organism in Eukaryota, Parabasalia, Trichomonadida, Trichomonadidae. The coding region runs from base 1 to 1581 and encodes 526 amino acids. The record is from RefSeq and is a predicted model, not a curated record.
AUGACGGAAACACAACAAUCAGUUAUUUUUGAGAGCAGACAGACACAAAGUAUCAACUUUUCAUCAUCACAUCUUAUUGCAGAACUCUUUAAAGCAUCAAUCGGUCCAUAUGGAUCAACAAAAUUGCUUGAAAUGGAUAAUGGACCAUUAACGUUAACGAAAGAUGGUGGUGUUCUUCUUCAAAGACUUACAUUUAUUCAUCCAACAGCAAUUUUUAUUGUUCGCGCAGCUAUGGCACAAGAAAAAAUGUAUCAUGAUGGUGUAAAUAAGCUCAUUACGUUAAUUGACGCAAUACUUAAAGAAUCAGAGUAUGCCAUAUCAGAUGGCGUUCAUCCUCGUAAGAUAGUUAGAGGAUUACAAGAAGCCCGUGAUAUUGCAAUGAAACAUCUCGAGGAAAUAGCAAUCAACUUGAACCCAACACAUUCGAUGCUCCGCGAUAUUGCAAGGACAGCAGCCAAAACGAAAUACCCAAAAGACAUUUCAGAUACGAUUGUCGAUGCAAUUCAGUGUAUUAAGGUCGAUAACGAGCCGAUUGAUCUCGAUCGUGUUGAAAUUCUUCGAAUCAAGAAUACUAUGCAAGGAAUCCGCCUAGUCAAAGGUGUUGUUGUUGAUCAAGGCUUUAGAAAUGAUAUGAUGCCAAAGAAAAUGAAAGAUGUUCGCAUUCUUGCAAUGAACAUCAGCUUAGAACUUGAGCCAAGUUCAUAUGCAACAUACGCUCCCGUUGCAAAUGCCGAUCAAAAAGAAAGAUUAAUGAUUGCAGAGCGCAGAUUCGUUGAUGACAAAGUUAAAGCGAUCAUUGCACUCAAAGAUGCCUGUAACUGUGAUUUCCUUGUAGUUAAUGGCAAAGGAAUCGAUUCUCCUUCAUUAGAUAUUUUCUCUCGCGCAGGAAUCUCCGCUCUUCGUCGUGUAUCCGCCAAAAACAUCAACAGAUUCAUCCACGCAUGCGGAUGCCAUGUAGUCAACUGCGUAGACGAUCUUUCCCCUCAAUGCCUCGGUUUUGCAGGAAAAGUGACAGAAGAAAGUUACAAAGGUCAAAAAUACGUUUAUGUCGAUGAAGUCAAAGAUCCGAAGGCCGUCACCAUUGUCGUCAACGGCGUUAAUGACCAAGUCGCAGGCCUGAUUACUGAUGGAGUUAAAGACAGUUUGUGGGCAUUGAAACAAGCGAUUGAUGAUGGAAAAGUUUUGCCAGGAGCUGCUUGUGCUGAAGUUUCCGUCUCCACGAAAAUCAAUGAGGAGAUGAAGAAGAUGAAUGCAGAACUAAGAAUUGGUUCUGCUGUUUUCAGUAGAGCACUUAUUGAAAUCGCAAGAACACUGGCGAAAAACUGUGGACAUGAUCCAAGUGAAGUUGUUCCUGAACUCCAAAACGCUUUGGAAAGUGGAGAACAGAGUGGAAUUGAUGCUGAUACAGGAGAAAUAAUAGAUCCGGCUGAUUUCGGUUUAUACGACAGUUAUAGUGCAACAAGAGCUUUUAUACAAAGUGCUCCUUUAGUUGCUACUCAGUUGUUACUUGUUGAUCAGAUAAUUGAGUCAAAAACAAGAAGAGAAAGUCCAAAGGAUAAGAAACAAAAUGAUAAAGAAUAG